ACGUUCGGAAUAAAACAACGCGAGCACUUCCCUCGCGCAGCAGUGGUGCGCAAGGACCGCCGAUCCUGCGUAUGCGCCUCCCAACUUGUAACGAUCGAGUUGCGCGCUAAAUAGGACGCGCGCUGUGUUGUGACUGUAUGUGUGCUGUGAAGUGUUUUUUUUUUUAAUUUUGGAGUUAUUAAUUAGUUAAAAUGAGGCAUCUGCAUUGGGCAACACACUUGGCGACGGCAACAUGGGUGCUGUUCACCCUCCUGCUUCCAUCAGACACGCAGCUCCUCAAUCCCAUCACAUCGUUCAUGAACUUCCUGAAUGAAGGCACCAAUCAACUGGACAACGAACCACCAGAUCAAAAUAGAAUGUUGAGUGAAUAUGACUUUAUCAUUGUAGGAGCCGGUACGGCAGGAUGCGUAUUAGCAAACCGUCUGACUGAAAUCCCUGAAUGGAAAGUUUUACUCAUUGAAGCAGGUAACAACGAAAAUUAUGUCAUGGAUAUUCCAAUCGUAGCCAACUAUCUUCAAUUCACAUCGGCGAACUGGGGAUAUAAAACAAUGCCCUCCAAAAAGUACUGUGCAGGCUUUGAGAAUCAGCAGUGUAACUGGCCUCGAGGAAAGGUAGUCGGAGGCUCCAGUGUUCUAAAUUACAUGAUUUACACACGAGGAGCUAAACCUGAUUACGACAGCUGGGCAGCGAUGGGUAACGAAGGCUGGAGUUGGGACGAAGUUCUCCCAUAUUUCAAGAAAAUUGAAAACUUCAACAUCCCGUCGUACGAUGAUCCAAAAUAUCACGGACGCGAUGGUCAUCUCAACGUCGAAUACGCACCAUUCCGAACAACCAAAGGGAAGGCCUGGGUCAAGGCAGCACAAGAAAUGGGUUUCAAAUAUAGCGAUUACAAUGGAGCGGAACCUGCCGGCGUAUCUUUCCUUCAACUAUCAAUGAAAAAUGGAACUCGUCAUAGUUCUAGCAGAGCUUAUUUACACCCAGUCAAUGGUCGCAAUAAUCUCCAUGUGUCUAAAAGCAGCAUGGUUACUAAGCUUAUCUUUGACGAAACCAAAACUAGAGUAAUUGGAGUCGAAUUUGAAAAACAAAAUGUGAAACAUAAAAUAUUGGCAAAGAAAGAAGUUAUUGUAUCUGCUGGAGCUAUUAAUUCUCCUCAACUAUUGAUGCUGUCAGGUAUCGGUCCAAGAAAUCACUUGGAAUCGUUAAGAAUAAACGUUGUAAAAGAUUUACCAGUAGGGUAUAACCUAAUGGAUCACAUAGCUGCCGGUGGAGUUCAAUUCUUAGUUCGGCCGCAAAAUCUUACGCUGUCUACUGAAUACAUAUUAAAUCAUUUAGAACUAGUGUUCAAAUGGAUGAGAUCACAUAAAGGCCCACUGUCAAUUCCUGGUGGUUGCGAAGCUCUUAUAUUCCUGGAUUUAAAAGAUAAAUUCAACACAACAGGUUGGCCAGACAUGGAACUGCUCUUCAUUUCAGGAGGAUUAAACUCAGACCCUCUAUUACGACGUAAUUUCGGCUUUGAUAACCAAAUUUAUGAUGCGACGUACGGUCCGUUAGGAAAGUCCGACGCCUUUAUGGUCUUCCCGAUGUUAAUGCGACCCAAAUCAAAAGGCAGAGUUAUGCUACGAAGCAAAAACCCCAAAGCACACCCAGCCAUAAUUCCAAACUAUUUUGAGUAUGCAGAGGAUUUACAGAAGAUUGUAGAAGGAAUUAAAGUAGCAGUGCAAAUAGCAAGACAACCAGCUUUGAAGAAAAUGGGUGCCAAAUUAUAUGAUGUUCCGAUAGAGGAAUGUUUACAAUACGGCCCGUUCGGGAGCGAUGAGUACUUCGCUUGCCAAGCACAAAUGUUCACAUUCACUAUCUACCAUCAGAGUGGCACUUGUAAGAUGGGAGUGGAGAGUGAUCCUUCAGCGGUGGUCAGUCCGAGAUUAAAGGUCCAUGGUAUUGAGGGUCUCAGAGUGAUAGACGCAAGUGUUAUGCCUGAGAUAGUGUCCAGUCAUACCAACGCGCCUACGUAUAUGAUUUCCGAAAAGGGAGCGGACAUGAUAAAACAGGAUUAUGGUAAAUUGAGGUAGAACUAAUUAUACACGGUCAUUUAAUUUUAUAAAGCACAUCUGUGAUGUUAUUUUAGUACAUAAACUUAGUGUUUAUAAUAACUUAUGUAUACCCUUCUGACAUGAAAAGGGAAUGAUAACAGUGACCAUAAAAUUGUAUUUAUUUAAUGUAUAACAACAAUAUUUUAACAGGCAUGUAUAAUAUAUACAGAUACAUAGAUUAUAUGUUUUGAGUCUUUGUCAGUAGGGUAGUUUUCUCUGAUUGGUUUUAUACAAUACCACAGAAAGACUUAUUAAGGGUGAAUUAAUUCCCAGGUGAAAGACCACUACUUGAGUCGAAAACACCGGAAUAAUAAUCCAAUAUUUUAUGUAAAUUGGGCAAAAUGAAUCCAAAAUAUGGGACCAACUAAGCCAAUUACCCUAUUGACGACGAGUAACUUAUUUAAAUAUCUAUUUUUUGAGCCAGAUAAAAAACACGUAACCUCUAAGUUAAUCAAGUGAAUAGAAAAAUCAAUGUUCUCUAUAUGAUUGACAUUCAAUAACUUAUGGUCAAUGCCAUCGACUUUUUUAUUCCCUAGAUUUUACUGGAGUUUAUGUUUUUUGUAUAAAGGGACUAUAGUGCAAAUUAAUUAGUUAAUAUUAUACAUUGAAAUUAUAUAUUGAAAUUAAAAAUGUUAUAUGACAAACCCAGUUUGCAUGAAACUGUGUAAUUAGCAUUUAGGUAUUGGGGUUAUUUUAGAAACUUUUGUUAUUUAAUUAGAGGUUGGUAGUAAACUAAUGUAUUAAAUACCCAAUGAAACAAUAUUAUAAGUAUUUUAUAGUUUUAAGUACACUAUAUAUAUCUGAGUAUAUCCUCUUUGAUUGGCAUUCGCAAACAAACACAAAUAUUCUAAGCAAAAUCUGUACAAACGCCGGUCUCCGUGAUCCAGAGGCGUUUAAAGUGUUAAUUAUUUACAAAACUACAUUUUUUUAAUUUAAAAUAUUGUGUAGAACUGUGUAAAAUCAAGUACAAUAAAAUAAUAUUAAGAAACUACUUAACCACCACAUAUAUGCGGGUAAGCAAAUAGUUUUAAAUGAAUCAAAGCCAUUUAUUUAAUUUUAUUUAUGUAUCAUGUACCAAACCAAAAUAUUGCUCUCAGUCUACUAUUAAAGAGUAUUAUUAUUAUUUUUCAACAUUAUUUUUAUUUGUGUUUAACGUAUAAUGCAACUGGAACCUCAAUGUGAAUUACUAAAUUAUGUUUAUAAAACAUAAUUUUACAAUUGUAAUAUUAGUAAAUUCAUUAAAGAAAUAUGAAAAAAA
This is a messenger RNA of Spodoptera frugiperda (fall armyworm), 3348 nucleotides long. Its product is annotated as glucose dehydrogenase [FAD, quinone]-like. Gene Ontology annotation, molecular function: flavin adenine dinucleotide binding; oxidoreductase activity, acting on CH-OH group of donors. The record is from RefSeq and is a predicted model, not a curated record. Lineage: Eukaryota; Metazoa; Arthropoda; Insecta; Lepidoptera; Noctuidae. The transcript has 2 exons. Bases 192 to 2069 code for a protein of 625 amino acids.